AUGGGCCGGUGGCGGGGCCGGGCGCGGGGCGUCGCGGUGGCGGUGGCGCACGGUCUGUGCUCGGGGUCCCUGAACAUCCUGCUGAAGUUCCUGCUGGCCCGCUACCACUUCGCCUUCCUGACGCUGCUGCAGUGCCUGAGCAGCGCGGCGGCAGCGCUGGGGCUGGAGGCGCUGCGGCGGCGGGGUCUGGCCGCCCUGCCGCCCUUCGGGCCCCGACUGGCGCGACCCUUCGCCGCCGUGGCCGCCCUGGCCACCCUGCAGUCCACCCUCACUCUCUGGUCGCUGCGCGGGCUCAGCCUCCCCAUGUACGUCGUCUUCAAGCGCUGCUUGCCCCUCGUCACCCUCCUCACCGGCGCCCUGGUGCUCCGCGACGGCAUGCCUUCACCCGGCGUCCUCGUCGCCGUCCUCAUCACCACCUGCGGUGCCGCCUUAGCCGGAGCUGGUGACCUGACUGGGGAUGCUAUGGGCUAUGUGACAGGGGUACUUGCUGUGCUGAUACAUGCUGCCUACCUGGUGCUCAUUCAGAAGACCAGUGUAGAUAGUGAGUACGGACCUCUGACAGCUCAGUAUGCCAUUGCUGUUUCGGCCACUCCUUUUCUCAUCAUCUGCUCCUUUGCCAGUAUGGAUUCCAUCAAUGUCUGGUCAUUCCCAGGGUGGAAGGACCCUGCCAUGGUAUGCAUCUUUAUCGCUUGUGUCCUGAUUAGCUGCGCCAUGAACUUUACUACCCUUCACUGCACUUACAUUAACUCUGCUGUGACCACCAGCUUCGUAGGGGUGGUGAAGAGCAUAGCAACCAUCACGGUGGGCAUGGUGGCAUUUAAUGAUGUGGAGCCCACGAAGUUAUUUAUAGCUGGUGUUGUGGUCAACACCUUGGGGUCUGUCAUUUACUGUGUGGCGAAGUACAUUGAGACCAGACGGCAGAGCAAUUACGAGGACCUGGAGAAAGAAGCUAGAGAAGAGGAGGCCAAAAGGCAGGCUGGGGACCAAGCACUUUUUCAGAUGGAGGCUAUUUCCCCAGAGAAGGGGACUGAGGAAGCAGCAGUGGAAGGAUCAGCCAUAGGGGACAGCCAGAGUGGAGAGGAAGAGAUGGACAGUGCUGAGAAACCUGCCAAGGGACCCGCAGUCGAGUGUGAAGCCACUGGCACACAAGAAGUGAACAGGAGCUUGCUGAAGGAUGCCUAUCUUGGAGUAUGGAGAUUGAUGAGGGGUGCUAAUUAUAUAAAGAAGGAUUACUUGAUAGAAAAUGAAGAGCUACCAAAUCCCUAA
This is a messenger RNA of Calypte anna (Anna's hummingbird), 1266 nucleotides long. It is a transcript of the gene SLC35D3, whose product is annotated as solute carrier family 35 member D3. The transcript is spliced from 2 exons. Bases 1 to 1266 code for a protein of 421 amino acids. Gene Ontology annotation, molecular function: antiporter activity. NCBI's taxonomy places the organism in Eukaryota, Metazoa, Chordata, Aves, Apodiformes, Trochilidae. The record is from RefSeq and is a predicted model, not a curated record. Gene Ontology annotation, cellular component: Golgi apparatus.